AUGCGCGUCAUGGGCGACAUGUAUGUCCGCGACGAGUUCAAGCGGCACAAGGGCGCUCAAGCGAGCCAAGCGCAGGUCUUCAUGGCCGAGUGGAAGGUCAGCAGCGAACACUGGCUCGAGGGAGGAGGAGGGUCGAACUCUGUCGCUCGGGCUUUGAGAUCGGAUGGUGCUGUACAUCUAUAUAGUGAUGCUGCAAUGUGA
This is a messenger RNA of Capsaspora owczarzaki ATCC 30864, 201 nucleotides long. RefSeq lists its product as hypothetical. The transcript has a single exon. The record is from RefSeq and is a predicted model, not a curated record. The coding region runs from base 1 to 201 and encodes 66 amino acids. Lineage: Eukaryota; Filasterea; Ministeriida; Capsasporidae.